AUGACAGUGGCCCCUAUCGCGCUUCCGGAAAAUAGUGUCUUAGACGGAGACGAUGCUGGGCCCUCGAAAGAUACGCCGUCGAAAGACAAAAGCGUGCGUCUCGAGCGCAACCUAGGACUCAUGAGUGGGGUAGCGAUGAUCGUCGGGACCAUGAUCGGUUCCGGCAUCUUCGUGAGCCCCAAAGGUGUUUUACUGCGAUCGGGCUCGGUGGGAAUGACCCUAGUAGUCUGGGCCGGCGGAGGAUUCAUAUCACUACUCGGUGCGCUCAGCUUCGCCGAACUGGGGACUCUUAUCACGAGAUCUGGAGGCGAUUACAUCUACAUUCUAGAGGCAUUCCGCGGACGUUGUUGCGGUUCUAUGGGUGAUAUUCCCGCGUUCUUGUACGCCUGGACAACAUGCUUACUGCUGAAACCCGCCUCUCUCGGAAUCACAACUCAGUCCUUCGCAAAAUACAUGUUAACACCUCUGUACUUGUAUUGCGACGAUACCCCGGCUCUACCCACUAAACUGCUUGCAAUAUGGACGAUAAUUCUCGUCACUAUCGCCAAUUGUUGGAGCGUCACUCUGGCAGCGCGAAUCCAGAACGUCUUCACGGUUGCGAAAAUUUUCGCUCUCAUCUGCAUCAUCUUCGGCGGAAUGUGGGAGUUGGCUCAAGGCCAAACCGAAUAUUUGGAGAGCGGAUUCGAUGGGACCUCGUGGUCUUUCAGCGACAUCGCGUCAGCCUUCUACUCAGCCAUGUGGGCCUACGAUGGCUGGAACAACCUCAACCUUAUCACAGAAGAGCUAAUCAAUCCUUUUGUGAACCUCCCCCGUGCCAUCAUGAUCGGCAUACCGCUCGUGACCGCGUGCUAUGUCUUCACCAACCUGGCAUACUUGACAGUUUUAUCGAGGAGUGAGUUCCUCGCAUCCGAAGCGGUGGCAGUGCGAUUCGGCAAUCAUGUCUUCGGUCGUUUGGCUUCCGUCAUAUCGCUCUUCGUGGCAGCUUCUACUUUCGGCUCAGCUAACGGGUCGACGUUUGCUGCCGCGCGCAUCAGUUUCACGGCGGCUCAAGAAGGCCAUCAACUCGAAUUCUUCAGCUACGCGCAUGUCACUCAUCUGACACCAAUGCCAGCGCUGAUUCUCAACGCGCUCCUCGGCAUACUCAUGGUGGUAGCAGCUGACAUAGGGCAACUCAUUGACUUCUUCGGGUUCGCCGCCUGGUUAUUCUACGGGAUCGCGACCUUCUGUGUGAUCUGGUUCCGGUACACGAGACCGGACGAUCCUCGACCCUACAAGGUCCCGAUCGUAGUUCCCAUAAUCGUGUGCAUUGUCGCCGCCUAUCUUGUCAUCUCACCGAUCGUGAUGAAUCCUCAACUGGAAUAUGUUUACGCAUCUAUCUUCAUCCUGUCCGGAAUACUAUUCUACUUACCCUUCGUGCAUUUCAAAUGGAGGCCUGCUUGCACAGGUCAUUUGACCAAGCUCGGACAAAUUCUACUCAACGUGGUUCCCACCAGCACGCCGGAAGAAGAGAAGAAACUAAUCACCGAGACGAGUAAUCUCUAAAACCCCACGCCAGUCUUCAGUUGGAGUCCUACUUGCCGUCGGAGACCAUUAUGGAAGUCU
This is a messenger RNA of Galendromus occidentalis (western predatory mite), 1602 nucleotides long. RefSeq names its product b(0,+)-type amino acid transporter 1. NCBI's taxonomy places the organism in Eukaryota, Metazoa, Arthropoda, Arachnida, Mesostigmata, Phytoseiidae. Gene Ontology annotation, biological process: amino acid transmembrane transport. Bases 1 to 1542 code for a protein of 513 amino acids. The record is from RefSeq and is a predicted model, not a curated record. Gene Ontology annotation, molecular function: L-amino acid transmembrane transporter activity. The transcript is spliced from 9 exons. Gene Ontology annotation, cellular component: membrane.